AUGCCAUACCAUAAAACCCCCGACCAGCAGCAACAGCAACAGCAGCAAUCAGUCAGUCCCUCAAUGCAGUAUCUUCUCAUGAAACCCGCCUUUCUGUUGGCCGUCCUAGCGACAGCCACCACAGCGCCAAACUGGACCCAGACCAUCUGGCACGACAUUCAAGCUGCGACCAGCUGCACCGCCUGUGAGGCGCUGCUCAAAUCACUCCAACGAGUAUCUCAACUCGGUCCAUUGGCCCUCCAGACCGUCCUCACCGAAGUAUGCAUCAUAAGCAAGAUCCUCGACGCCGACUUCUGCACCGGACUCGUAGCCUCCCAAGUCCCCAGCGCAUACUAUGUGCUUCGUCAACUGUCCGUUCCAUCAGAUACCGCGCAGACCUUUUGUGCCAGCGUGUUGGAUCUGUGUCCGUAUCCGCCAAUCCGUCCUAUCCACCUGACUUUCCCUCCUCCUCCACUAUAUUCUCCUAUCACCAUCAAAGAGAAUAACAAAGAUAAUAACAAUGCAACCCUCCGAAUCGCCCACAUCACCGAUACCCACGUCGACCUCGCCUACACCCCCGGCACCAGCACCCACUGCCGCAAGCCCAUCUGCUGCCGUCAAUACCAUGCCUACGAUGCCCCAGGCAGGUCCAAAACCCCGUGCUCAACCUGGGGGAGUCCGCACUGCGAUCCCCCAUUACGACUACUACACAGCAUGCUCUCCGCACUGCAAUCACAGCAACAACCACAUCUAACCCUCUUCACAGGCGACAUUGUCGCCCACGACAUCUGGAACACAAGCCAGCAGUCCGUCCUAGCCUGCUUCAACGCGACGUACUCCGCCCUACUGCAGACACUAAACAAUCCCGUCUACGCCGCCAUCGGAAACCACGAUACUCACCCGGUGAACAUCUUCCCCGGAGUAGAUACCCCCGAAGAGUUAGAUGUAGAAUGGGCCUACAACGCACUAACCACCCACUGGAAAUCACUACAAAACAACACCGCUCUGAACGUUAGAUCCGGCGCAUACGCCACGACAUAUACCCACCCACCCACAGAUAACCAAAUAAAAAUCAUCUCCUACAACAGCAACCUCUACUACCGCCUCAACCUCCUCCUCUACACGACUCCCAUGCCAGUCGACCCUAUGUCCCAAUUCACCUGGCUAAUCACCGAACUCCACGCCGCAGAACAAGAAAGCCUCAAGGUCCUUCUAAUCACGCAUAUCCCUAUCUCAAGCAAAGAAACAUUAGCCGCCUACGCUGACUCCCUACGAAGAAUCCUCUAUCGUUUUAAGAAAACAAUCAUGGGUGUAUUCUGCGGACAUGGCCAUGUCGAUACGUUCGGGGUAUUAUAUAAUAAUAAUUCUUAUUCAAGUAGGAGUAAUACUAGUAGUAGUGAUAAUGCUAGUCAUGUAAAUCAGGGGCACGGGCACGGGCAAAGAGUGGAGAAGAACGACAUGGUAGUGGAGAAAGGGGAAAGGGAAGAAGAAGUGAUAGGCGUGGAGAUGUUGGCGCCGGCGAUGACGCCUAUGUCUGGGUAUCCUGCUUUCAGGGUAUAUGAAUUUCGUUUCAGUGGUGAUGGGUUGAAGGUGAUGGAUUUUGAGGAGUAUGUUGCAAGAUCUCCUCUGUUUAUAGAUAGUAGUCCUCAGGGAGAGCCUGUAUGGGUUAGGUAUUACUCUGCUAUGGGGGCUUACGGGAAGUAUGUCUAUCAUAAUGCUGGGGCUGGUGCUAGUGCUGGGGGCGGUGCUGAGGCUGGUGGCAUUGGACCACAGUUCUGGGCAACGCUGACGGAUGUGAUGGAGACGGAGUGGAAUGUGUUUAAUCAGUAUUGGGCGAGACGGACUAGGGGGUACCGUGUCUUAGGCUGUGGGAGGGGGUGUCGGGAGAAGGAGAUCUGUGGGUUGAGAGGGCAGGACUGUCAGUCUGAAAGGGGAGAUGAGAGGGACACUACGGAGAUGGGAAUGGAAGGCAGCUCUUUGGCAAUGUGGUUAAGACAGGUUCAACAGUCUUGCUCUUCUUCUUUUUCUUAG
Messenger RNA from Aspergillus welwitschiae, 2010 nucleotides. RefSeq names its product Metallo-dependent phosphatase-like protein. Gene Ontology annotation, molecular function: sphingomyelin phosphodiesterase activity. Lineage: Eukaryota; Fungi; Ascomycota; Eurotiomycetes; Eurotiales; Aspergillaceae. The record is from RefSeq and is a predicted model, not a curated record. Gene Ontology annotation, biological process: sphingomyelin catabolic process. The transcript has 3 exons. Bases 1 to 2010 code for a protein of 669 amino acids.